CCUCCUCCUGUCUCCGCUGCUCGGCCUCUUCCCUGCGACGUUGCCGUUCCUCAUCUCGACGUUGUCGCUCCUCUUCUCUGUCAAGGUCACGCUGGUACUGCGAGCGGAGAAUGACCUUGAGUACCGACGUCAGCAGGUCGUCAGUUGGUAGCGGCGUGGCAUCCGGAGGGAAAACCGCUGGGCUCUGCCACUCAGUAGUCUGACGUGGCACCCGUGCGCGUGGUCGCGGGGCUGAAGCGGCUGUAGGUGGCGUAGCAACCGUGGCUGGGACAGAUACCGCCGCCGGAGACGACGUAGCGGCAGCCGGCACUUCGGCCGUGUCCACCCAGUUGUGUUCCGUUUCAGCAGCUCCUUCCUGCGUGCGCUCUUCGCCUUGUGGUGGCUGAAACGAGGCCUCACUGGAUUCAACGGGUGUCUCGCCGUCAACGCUGGACACGGCUGUACCUGGCGCGGCCGGCACGCCCUCGAUCAUCUCCUUGUGCACGAUGUGGGCGAAGGUAAUGGCUUGGUGGUUCUUGGCACCGCGCGGCGGGAUGUUGGAGCGAUACAAGCGCGAGAACUUUUUCUUGAGCGAGUCUGCCGAGCGAUUAUGCUUGGCGAACUGCGCGUUGUGCAGCUGCGCAAUGACAUCCCAGCCCUCACGCCAACGACUACGAACCAGUUGCAACAUUCCCAUGGACUCCGCUUCUGUGAAGCCGUCGCCACGGCGCUGCACGUGUGCGCCAAGUCGCCGCUUCACCUCGGUCUCCAUGACUUCCUGCGGGGAAAAACGUGCAGCCAUUAUCUUGAAUUUGGGGGGAGCUUUUGAGAAUGAAUGGGUGGAUCAAAAUUUUGCGCUGAACUUGGUAGUGUCAUUUCGAUACGUUUGAUUGGAGU
Messenger RNA from Phytophthora nicotianae INRA-310, 876 nucleotides. RefSeq lists its product as hypothetical. NCBI's taxonomy places the organism in Eukaryota, Oomycota, Peronosporomycetes, Peronosporales, Peronosporaceae. The coding region runs from base 486 to 869 and encodes 127 amino acids. The transcript has a single exon. The record is from RefSeq and is a predicted model, not a curated record.